GCAGGCCGUUGGAUGGAGAGCACUGCAGAUACCCCCCUGAGGAUACGCGAGAGCUGAUGCCGUCUGUCUGGGACGAAAGAGAAAACUUUUCCUCGUUUUGGCCGGCUCGAAUGCAACGGCCAGGUUAAUCUCCCUAUUGCAGACUUCGCGGAGGGCAGCCAAAGAGAGUCAUGUUGUAACACCAAAUUGCUGGGGCCUUUCUUUGGUUUCCUCGCCAUCCUGGAUCUUUACAGCUUGGUCUUCCAACUGGUUAAGGAGCGAGAGCGUGUGUGUGCAUCAAAAGGAGGCUCUCUCGGUGGUGAGUGAAGACCAGUCACUUUUUGAUUCCACCUACGGAGCUGCCGCUCACCUCCCCAAAGCAGAGAUGACGGCCUCAGGGAACCCCGAUUAUGGCCAACCGCACAAAAUCAACCCUUUACCUCCUCAGCAGGAGUGGAUCAAUCAGCCAGUCCGGGUGAACGUGAAGAGGGAAUAUGAUCAUAUGAAUGGAUCCAGGGAAUCUCCAGUGGAUUGCAGCGUUAGCAAAUGCAACAAGUUGGUCGGUGCAGGGACCGAGUCCAACCCCUUGAACUAUGGCACCUACAUGGAUGAGAAGAACGGUCCUCCUCCCCCCAACAUGACAACCAAUGAAAGGAGAGUCAUUGUCCCAGCAGAUCCCACAUUAUGGACCCAGGAGCAUGUCCACCAAUGGCUGGAAUGGGCCAUAAAAGAAUAUGGUUUGAUGGAGAUUGACACCAACCUUUUCCAGAACAUGGAUGGCAAGGAAUUGUGCAAGAUGAACAAGGAUGAUUUCCUACGGACCACCUCUCUCUACAACACGGAAGUCCUGCUGUCUCACCUCAGUUACCUCAGGGAAAGUAGCUCAUUGCUGUCUUACAACACACCAGCCCACACAGAGCCUUCCUCGCGACUCAGUACCAAAGAAGAUGUCUCUUAUGAUGCUGUCAGGAGAUCGGGAUGGGGCAAUAACAUAAAUUCCAGCCACAACAAAAGUCCACCGUUGGCAGGGACACAAAAUGUGAGCAAAAAUCCAGAGCAGCAGCGGCCCCAGCCAGAUCCUUACCAGAUUUUAGGACCAACCAGCAGCCGUUUAGCUAACCCAGGGAGCGGACAGAUCCAGCUAUGGCAGUUUCUACUGGAGUUGCUGUCGGACAGCUCCAACGCCAGCUGCAUCACCUGGGAAGGAACUAAUGGGGAAUUCAAGAUGACGGACCCCGACGAGGUGGCCCGGCGUUGGGGGGAGCGCAAGAGCAAGCCCAACAUGAAUUACGACAAGCUCAGCCGAGCCCUCCGAUACUACUAUGACAAGAACAUCAUGACCAAAGUACACGGCAAAAGGUAUGCCUACAAAUUUGACUUUCACGGCAUCGCCCAAGCCCUUCAGCCCCACCCGACUGAAUCGUCGAUGUACAAAUACCCGUCAGAUCUGUCCUACAUGCCUUCGUAUCACGCGCACCAGCAGAAAGUGAACUUUGUGCCUCCGCAUGCUUCCUCUAUGCCUGUCACUUCCGCAAGCUUCUUUGGAGCGGCGUCACCAUAUUGGACUUCUCCCACGGGAAGCAUAUACCCAAACCCCAACGUACCACGCCAUCCAAACUCCCAUAUGCCUUCACACUUAGGCAGCUACUACUAGAUGCUUUUUCACCUUCUGUGGCCUUUCUCAGUUCAAUUGGAUGUUCUCUUCCCCUCUUGGAUAACUAUGGACUUUUUGGUGGACUUUCAUCUUUUUGUCGGGGAGAAAAGCUGAAAAACUGGAUAUUAUUAUUAUUUUUAUUAUUUUUAUUAUUAUUAUUGGAGUAAACCUUUUUUAUUUUUGUGAUUCUGCUUCUUUGGUCUCAAAUGGGCAGAUGGAUUUUCCGAUGGGCCAGUAUUAUAAUUAUAUAUUUUUUUUCUAUUUUGGUUCCAAGCCUUAUAUCCUCUAUUGGACCAAGUCGAG
Messenger RNA from Euleptes europaea (tarantolino), 1936 nucleotides. It is a transcript of the gene FLI1, whose product is annotated as Fli-1 proto-oncogene, ETS transcription factor. The transcript is spliced from 9 exons. Gene Ontology annotation, molecular function: sequence-specific DNA binding; DNA-binding transcription factor activity, RNA polymerase II-specific. Gene Ontology annotation, biological process: regulation of transcription by RNA polymerase II; cell differentiation. The record is from RefSeq and is a predicted model, not a curated record. The coding region runs from base 365 to 1633 and encodes 422 amino acids. Gene Ontology annotation, cellular component: nucleus. NCBI's taxonomy places the organism in Eukaryota, Metazoa, Chordata, Lepidosauria, Squamata, Sphaerodactylidae.